This is a messenger RNA of Pteronotus mesoamericanus, 1502 nucleotides long. It is a transcript of the gene ALG14, whose product is annotated as ALG14 UDP-N-acetylglucosaminyltransferase subunit. Gene Ontology annotation, molecular function: N-acetylglucosaminyldiphosphodolichol N-acetylglucosaminyltransferase activity. Bases 443 to 1183 code for a protein of 246 amino acids. The record is from RefSeq and is a predicted model, not a curated record. Gene Ontology annotation, biological process: dolichol-linked oligosaccharide biosynthetic process. Gene Ontology annotation, cellular component: UDP-N-acetylglucosamine transferase complex. The transcript is spliced from 5 exons. NCBI's taxonomy places the organism in Eukaryota, Metazoa, Chordata, Mammalia, Chiroptera, Mormoopidae.
UUUGGGGUGUAUUUUAAGGUAAACUGGGAAGGUUUCAUUCCCAAAGAGCACAUCUUAAUCAACUGAAGUCGGAGACCAAGCCCAUCCUUUCAAUGACUUUAUUCAGUAGGAAGGCGCCGUUUGCAACGUAGGUGUUCAGUGAAGGUUCCCCUUAUUUUAAAAAUGGAAAAGACAGCUAAAGCGAGUUUAACGGGCGUUGUAAUCGCAGUGGAAGGUGUUGUGGAUGUUCGAUUUUUGUCCGUAAUUUUCCGAGCUGAGAACAAGUAGCUACGUGGCGCACCACACACUUGCUCGAGACUAAAAACGGGAGUAAAGUGAGUGUGAACUGGGCGUGUGAAUCGCUUGCCCCGGUAAGAAGCUCCUUCUGGAAUCCAGCCGUCCUUCCCCUUCUCCUGUGAGACAGCCUGUCUGUUGGGAGGACCCAGGCGGGCACACCACGGAGAUGCUGAGGCUGCUCGAGCGCUUGUCCAGCGCCUACUCGCCCAGGCACUACGUCGUCGCUGACACGGAUGAGUUCAGUGCCCAGAAGAUACAUUCUUUUGAACAAAGUCGAGCUGAGAGAGACCCCACUGCCACGGCGUCCGCAUACUACAUCCACCGCAUCCCCAGGAGCCGCGAGGUCCGGCAGUCCUGGCUGUCCACGGUGUUCACCACUUUGCGCUCCGCCUGGCUCUCCUUCCCCCUGACCUACCGCGUGAAGCCAGACCUGGUAGGUGCUGUGCAACGGGCCCGGCACGUGCGUCCCCGUCUGCGCCUCCGCCCUGCUCCUGGGGCUGCUGGGUGUGAAGCGGGUGCUGCUCGUCUACGUGGAGAGCGUCUGCCGCGUGGAGCACCUGUCCCUGUCCGGGAGGAUCCUCCGCCCCUUCUCCGACUACUUCGUGGUGCAGUGGCCAACUCUGAAGGAGAGAUACCCUACGUCCGUGUACCUGGGGCGGGUCGUCUGACGGCGCGACGUGCCCCGUGCAGCCCCGCGUCCCCGCCGCUGACUGCACUGGGGGAGCCGCGUGUGCGCCGGGCAGGCGCCCGGGACCCCGGGGUUCGGGGGAGAGUGCGGGAGCCCAGGGAAGUAGCUGAGAGCUCUUACGAAAGAGGCGCGAAUAAACCAUUGUGUAGUCACACCUCUGGGUACCGACUUUCUUUUCUACAUCGAAGAACCUAUCGCUGCCUGCAAGGUAUCUUCUGACUUGUUUUAAUCAUAUUUUUUCCUAAAUCUAAAUAUAGAGUCUGUAUCAUUUGCAAAAUUGCUUUUUCUUUUCCAACCAGCACUCUGUGGUGUAGAAAGGAAGGUAUUGCUUCUCCUUUGUUCCCAUGCACGGGCUUCCUUUCCUGUGGGACCCGCGGCCCUGGGGAGCCUUCCAGUGGGAAGGAAGCAGCCACAAGGCCGGGCCCCACCCCCCAACUCCGACCUCGGGCUCCCGGCCAGGACCCUGAGCAGAAACCCGCCCCUUUUCCUGUCCUUCAGUUUUGCUGUGUCGGUACUUGGCCUCCAUCCCAAAUACCUU